Molecule: messenger RNA, 2026 nt
Organism: Morone saxatilis (striped sea-bass)
Lineage: Eukaryota; Metazoa; Chordata; Actinopteri; Moronidae
Product: leucine-rich repeat neuronal protein 4
Exons: 2
Coding region: 120-854 (244 amino acids)
Molecular function (GO): protein binding
Source: RefSeq, a predicted model, not a curated record
GGAAAACAUAUAAAAGAGGAGGGAGCAAGUGAGGGAGCAAGUGGAGGAAAGACGAGGAGAAAGGAACUCACUCACAUUUUGAUAAAGAUUACAAACUUCUGCAAACAACAGACAGCGUGAUGCCUUCCAGCAGAGACCUUCCUCUUCCUCGGGUAAUCAUUUGCCUGGUUCUCAUCAGAGGUUACUCUCCCCUGCCUACGACAGGAGUUACAGGCACAGAUCCCAUGGGACCCCAAAGACCACGUAGGACUGAGGCCCUUAUGCUUGCCUCAGAUGAUUACUCUACAUAUGAAGACAUAGUCACCACUAUUUUACCAGAGAGAGUGUCUCGAAAUGGAGGGACCCUUAACAAAUGCGACUACAAUUCCUGUCGGGAGAAUCAGAUCCCCUGUGCUGAGCUAAGAGCCUCCACCGGCUGCUUGUGUCCAGGGUUUACUUUACAUAAUGAGGCUCCAGAGGCUCCGGAGGUGAAAUCAGUGUCCUGGAACGGGUCAGAGGUUGUAAUUCAUUGGUGUGCACCUCAUUCAAUUGUCACAGGUUACAUUGUGACAAUAGGGGGGCAAGAGAGGCAGAAGUUUGGGAAGGACAAAAGGAGUGGCGGAGUGGGCAACAUAGACGACGUCUCAGAGGUUUGUGUGCUCGCAGUGAAUGAUGCUGGAAAGAGUGGUACGUCCUGUAAGAUGUACCAGUCCAGCAACAGCAGUCACAACAGUCUGACUCUGAAAGCGGGACUCAUCGGGGGAGCUCUGGGCUUCUUGCUUCUCCUCUUGCUGGCUGUCCUGCUCUGGAGGCACAAGAGGCAGAGGAAACAGCAGGCCAGCAUCUCUAUGCAUGACACAGCAGAGACACAGUGAACAGGAAACAGAGUGAGACUGGACGCUCAGUGAGAUAAGACUCUGUCCCAUGAGACUCCUCAGCCUCAUCGCAGUUAAUUAACUGUGACUAGAUUAUAAUGUCUGAGGUUUUCUGUACAAAAAGGCUUUCUGAAAAUGCAGAAGUAAACAGGUUUCAUCAUCUUAUGUGACUGUAUUCAACUGGAAACUCAUUGGCUAAUUCUUGUUUCAUUUUGAAAACCCCUCGGAAGUUCCCACUGCCACGACUGUAGGAAAAUAUUACAUUCAUUAGCUUAAUGAAACCCAGAAGAUUAACAAACAAGAAUGCUUAAUUUAUGUGCAUUUCAAAAAUUAGCUGUUUGGUGGACAGCUCUGAAAUAUCAGGUGUCAGGACUUGUGUCAGCACGCAGUCCCUGCUUGCAACUGCUAGACUGAGCAACUGCUUAUUCUAGCAUCGAUCAUUAGUUAAUGAGAUAAAACAUCCAAAACCAUCAGUACAGUAAUUUAUAUUUAUUUAUUUCUUGAGAGAAAUUCAUAUUUAGCUUUGUAUCACGGCAUUUUUCUGGUAAUCCAAUGACUUUUUACAUGGUUUAUUUAGCUUAAGAAGUAGCGGAAUUUUCUCAACCUAUGAACACUUAAUCCUUAAAUUUAUCACAAAAACUUAAAAUAAUCAAAUUUGGAGACUUUUUCUUUGAGCAGUGUAGUUCAUGUGAUGGACACAAGAUGAAGUGCUCUAAAUCAAAAGUACCCACUGACACAAAUCAGGAAGUUAUUUUAAAUAAAACUGAAUAAGACUUUUAAAGUUUUAAUAGUAUCAAAUUUAUACCAGAGACAACAGCUGAUGGUUACAAAGGUUUAAAUGAUAUAAUAUUAUUUGUGGCCAUGUCAGAAUAAUUUAAUCAGGGUGGAUCAAAGCUGUACACAGUAGAUACACAGUGUAUCUAAAAAUGUAUAUGGUGUCUAAAACUCUCUGUGAGAGUUCAUCACUAUUUAAUUAAAGAUUGAUUAUGGUUUUAAGGUCUGAAAGUGAAUGAUGAUGCUGCAUUAUGUACUGUAUUUAUGAGCAUCAUUUGGUCGGUUGCCUUGGACCAUGCAUAUGUUAAGAGUUUGAUUUGACUGAUGUCUAAAGCAGACAAAACCAGACUGACAGUUCAACUGGUGCUACUGGUAAUUAAAAGUCUGACUGUUUACCC